AUGUUUCUUUUUCCUCAUUUGAAAUCAAAUCCAUGGGAUGGGAGAGAGAAAAACCAGCAAUGGUAACCCCACAAAAGCAAACGUUAUACGAUUUGUCUUCUCUUGACUAUGACUAAUAAUACUUAUAUAAUAAAUAAAUAUUGAAAAAAUUGUUUGACAGGACAAGGGACAAGUGGAAGGGAUAAUCCUCUCUGCAAGAUUUGCAAACAGAAAGAAAAUCUCGCAGAUAUAUUGGAUCCUUGGAAUCUCAGCUUUAGACUUUUGCUUUAAAUGCAAAAGCUUUCACCCAUUACAGUUUCAUACCCAAAAAGAAAGUAAAAGAUUUCAAGAGAAAAAGAAAAGAACCCUUCCACUACUAUAAUAAAACCUCUCCAUAACCCAGAGACUUGAGAUUACACCACACCCAUUUCACCAUUUCAGACUUUGGACCAGGUUUAAGCUUUUUCUGCAACUGGGUUUUCUUUUUCUUCUCAGUUUAGAAAUACCCUUUUGAGUUUUGAGGCUAAAGAGCUCGGUUGAGGGAUUUCAAUGGCGGCGAUGGCUAGUGAAAUUCUCAGACGCAGUUUAGCGGAAAGUGUUAAGAUUUCUAAUGGGUCUGGCUCAGGGGAGCUUCAUGUUCUUGCUGUUGAUGAUAGCCUUGUGGACCGUAAAGUCAUUGAACGACUGCUGAAGAUCUCUUCCUGUAAAGUGACUGCUGUGGAAAGUGGAACUAGAGCUCUGCAAUAUCUGGGAUUGGAUGGCGAGAAGAGCUCAGUUGGAUUUGAUGCUCUUAAGGUGAAUCUGAUAAUGACAGACUAUUCAAUGCCAGGGAUGACAGGAUAUGAGCUUCUUAAAAAGAUCAAGGAAUCAUCUGCUUUCAGAGAGGUUCCAGUAGUGAUAAUGUCUUCAGAGAACAUCAUGACUCGUAUUGAUAGAUGUUUAGAGGAAGGAGCUGAAGAGUUUAUAGUGAAGCCAGUAAAACUCUCUGAUGUGAAACGCUUGACCAGUUUCGUAAUGAAAGGGGAAGGAAAAGAGAAUGGAGAUGGAGAAAGAGUGAACAAGCGAAAGCUUGAAGAUGAUGAUGACAGCAGCAGCCCCGUGUUGUCGUCACAAUCGUCGUCGCCACCACUUUCGCCUAAGUCCUCUUUGGAUUCAUGUAAUCAACCAACCGACGAACAACUGUCUUCUUCCCCGUCUUCACCCGAGUGCUCACCAAAGAGGCCUAGAUUGCAGAGCACUGAUUCACUGUAAUGAAAUAUUAGGCCAUAGUUACAUGUUUUUGAAUUGAGAAUUUUUUUUUUGGUUGUGUAAUGUUGACUGACCAUGUAAAUGCUGACUUGAAAUUUCAUAGGAAAUAUAAAAUAUAUAUAUACAGAAGAGAAGCCAAGCCUUGUAUGAAAAGAUGAAUUGUUGACUAUUUUGAUUACUACGUUUUGCUAAUGUAGACUGAUUCCUUUUGUGUUUUCCUUAAAA
This is a messenger RNA of Cannabis sativa, 1452 nucleotides long. Its product is annotated as two-component response regulator ARR5. The record is from RefSeq and is a predicted model, not a curated record. The coding region runs from base 529 to 1230 and encodes 233 amino acids. The transcript is spliced from 5 exons. Gene Ontology annotation, biological process: phosphorelay signal transduction system; cytokinin-activated signaling pathway. Lineage: Eukaryota; Viridiplantae; Streptophyta; Magnoliopsida; Rosales; Cannabaceae.